AUGAGUGAGGGUGGGGACAACGACAUUCUUGAAAUGGAUUAUGUGUCCGAAACAGAAUUAGAGGGCGACACGGAGAUAGAGAUGCAUAUGAUAGAGGACGUCGGUAAGUUCACGUGGAUUUCAUUAUCUUUCGCAAUACGAGAGAAUUUCUCGCAAGAGAAAAGGGCGGAAGAAUGUAGGCUUCCUUUGUAGCCUUUUGUUUCCACCUAUCAUGAACCAUAUGCUACGCUACACUAUUCAAAAUGUCAUUGUAUGUGCACAUUUUUUUCCUUCACAAAUGUUAUUCUGUUGUACACCUUAUAUAUUUUCUCCUUUGUAAUUUAAUACAUAAAAAAAGUAUGCAAUAACAAUACUGACUUUUGGCACCACCAUUGCCCCCUGUAAUGAGAGGGUUCUGCUCUACCCUACACUAUACAUUAUCAUAAACUUCAUUAUCAUCUACCACAGUGUCUAUAAUACUGUAGUGAAUUAGAGGGUAUUCUAACUGGGAAUCAAACCCAGUCUCUGCGACUGGUCAAUCCUUCCUUCGGAAAGUAAGCGCCAAUGUUUCCAAAUAUCUUUCAAGUCCCUUAUGCACAGGCACACCUUUGAUGGUCUCAGUGUUUACCAUGAAGGAUGCCCCAUCCCACUUCUGACACCAGUGCAGCGAAUUUUGGGAGUGUCUCAGGACUCUAGGUUGUCAGGCUAACGCCUUAGCCAUUACACCAAGAGGUCCGACUUACUUGAUUGAAUAAGUCGCUAGUUUUUGUACUAAGGUCACUGGAAUACAUAAGUAUUCCUUGAUCACACUGGAGGACAUAGCAAUAGAUAGACAUAGGCCUAACAACUGCGCUGAUUACAUUCACAGAUGCAAGAUUUCAGUCAUAGCCUAUGGCUGACUGCACAGCUUGCCCCUACCCCAGUCUAAAUUCACAAGAAAUGAACCUAUUAUUGGCCCAAUGUAGACUCCCACUCUCCUACACUGUAUCAAAUAUCAGGGAUCUUCAAUCUUUGGGAUCUUCGGGCAGGAUGUUCAUGACUAGAUAAUUACUUGAUAAUAAUUGUAGUUUCAGGUUAUAUAUGCACUGAGGGAAGGGCCUGAAAAAAAUCAACAUCCAUUUAGUGUGUUUUAUACUCUCUCCAUUUAACGAAGUACUUUGAAAGUGCUUCCAACAAGUGCUGCUGCUUCAUCAGUCUGUCUUUCUGCCAUGAGCUAGUAAACAUAGCCUUUGACCUGGUCUAGCAUCAGGACAAGCAGGCUCAGCGUAGCAUGUCUGUUCCUAGGGAAGCACUCUACAGGGGGAAGAGGGUUGCCUGUAUAAAUCACAUAGCUAGGUGGAUGGUUUUGCUGAAGGUACAGAUUAUAUUGUGUCUCAUAUCUUCAAAGUCAAACUUGGAGAAAUGCAUGACACAUGGCAUGCAGUAUGCAAGUAUUUAAGUAUUUCUGAUAACUUCAAAGGUUCUACAUGCCAAACAAGUGAGAAAUAUUGCAUACAAGUAAGUCAAGUGAAGUACAUCAGGCAUGCUUCAAUUCAAUAACAUUGAAAGAUUUUAAAAUUAUGUUAUUACCACAGUUUUUUAGCACAGUUGCAAUCAACUUGUCGAAUGGAGGUAGUUGCCUAAGAGACUUAAACUAUUCCAUCAUGGAGUAUCUGAGUUUGAACAUUUAGAGUCUUUUCCAGGGCGUUACUAAGGGUAAUGUUUUCCAAACACCAUCUGAUUCCAGUUACAAUAGGUUCCCAUAGUACUUCCUACCAUGGGAUGUUUAGAAGUUUUCCCGAUGGAAUCUGUUGUGUAAAGUAUGAAUGUAGUACCAGACACAAUAAAAUAUCAAAUUUAACUGAAUUAACACAAUUUAAUGUGGGUUGUUGAAUGUGCUUUACUUUGGUAUUAUAUUCCCAUCUGAAAUAAAUGUGAGUACUUUGCAUUGGUGCAUAUGCUCAGUAAAUCUGAUCAGGACUGUUUUGCUAGCACAGACUGGAAUAUGUUCCGGGAUUCUUCCGAUUGCAUUGAGGAGUACACCACAUCAGUCACUGGCUUCAUCAAUAAGUGCAUCGAUGACGUCAUUCCUACAGUGACCGUACACUACCGUUCAAAAGUUUGGGGUCACUUAGAAAUGUCCUUGUUUUCGAAAGAAAAGCAAUUUCUUUGUCCAUUAAAAUAACAUCAAAUCGAUCAGAAAUACAGUGUAGACAUUGAUAAUGUUGUAAAUGGCUAUUGUAGCUGGAAACGGCUGAUUUUUUAUGGAAUAUUUACAUAGGCUUACAGAGGCCCAUUAUCAGCAACCAUCAGUCCUGUGUUCCAAUGGCACGUUGUGUUUGCUAGUACACAGUGUUGUACGAGAUCUUCAGUUUCUUGGCAAUUUCUCGCAUGGAAUAGCCUUAAUUUCUCAGAACAAGAAUAGACUGACGAGUUUCAGAAGAAAGUUAUUUGUUUCUGGACAUUUUGAGCCUGUAAUCGAACCCACAAUUGCUGAUGCUCCAGAUACUCAACUAGUCUCAAGAAGGCCAGUUUUAUUGCUUCUUUAAUCAGCACAACAGUUUUCAGCUGUGCUAACAUAAUUUCAAAAGGGUUUUCUAAUGAUCAAUUAGCCUUUUAAAAUGAUAAACUUGGAUUAGCAAACACAACAUGCCAUUGGAACACAGGACUGAAUGGUUGCUGAUAAUGGGCCUCUGUACGCCUAUGUAAAUAUUCCAUAAAGAAUCAGCCGUUUCCAGCUACAAUAGCCAUUUACAACAUUAACAAUGUCUACACUGUAUUUCUGAUCAAUUUGAUGUUAUUUUAAAGGACAUUUCUAAGUGACCCCAAACUUUGGAACGGUAGUGUAUCCCAUCCAGAAGCCAUGGAUUACAGGCAACAUCUGCACUGAGCUAAAGGGUAGAGCUUUCAAGGAGCAGGACUCUAACCCAGACGCUUAUAAGAAAUCCUGCUAUGCCCUCCGACGAACCAUCAAACAGGCAAAGCGUCAAUACAGGACUAAGAUUGAAUCGUACUUCACCGGCUCUGUCGCUCGCUGGAUGUGGCAGGGCUAGCAAACUAUUACGGACUACAAAGGGAAGCACAGCCGCGAGCUGCUCAGUGACACGAACCUACCAGACGAGCUAAUUUACUUCUAUACUCGCUUCGAGGCAAGCAACACUGAAGCGUGCAUGAGAGCAACAGCUGUUCCGGACAACUGUGUGAUCACGCUCUCCGUAGCCGAUGUGAGUAAGACCUUUAAACAGGUCAACAUUCACAAUGCCGCAGGGCCAAACGGAUUAUCAGGACAUGUACUCCGAGCAUGCGCUGACCAACUGGCAAGUGUCUUCACUGACAUUUUCAACCUGUCCCUGACAGACUCUGUAAUACCAACAUGUUUCAAGCAGACCACCAUAGUCCCUGUGCCCAAGAACACUAAGGUAACCUGCCUAAAUGACUACCGACCCGUAGCACUCACAUCUGUAGCCAUGAAGUGCUUUGAAAGGCUGGUCAUGGCUCACAUCAACACCAUUAUCGCAGAAACCCUAGACCCACUCCAAUUUGCAUAACGCCCCAACAGAUCCACAGAUUAUGCAAUCUCUAUUGUACUCCACACUGCCCUUUCCCACCUGGACAAAAGGAACACCUACGUGAGAAUGCUAUUCAUUGACUACAGCUCAGCGUUCAACACCAUAGUGCCCUCAAAGCUCAUCACUAAGCGAAGGACCCUGGGACUAAACACCUCCCUCUGCAACUGGAUCCUGGUCUUCCUGACGGGCUGCCCCCAGGUGGUAAGGGUAGGUAACAACACAUUUGCCACACUGAUCCUCAAGGGGUGCGUGCUCAGUCCCCUCCUGUAUUCCCUGUUCACCCAUGACUGCAUGGCCAAGCACAACUCCAACACCAUCAUUAAGUUUGCCUACGACACAACAGUGGUAGGCCUGAUCACCGACAAUGAUGAGACAGCCUAUAGGGAGGAGGUCAGAGACCUGGCCGUGUGGUGCCAGGAUAACAUCUCUCCCUCAACGUGAUCAAGACAAAGGAGAUGAUUGUGGACUACAGGAAAAGGAGGACUGAGUACGCCCCCAUUCUCAUCGACAGGGCUGUAGUGGAGCAAGUUGAGAGCUUCAAGUUCCUUAGUGUCCACAUCACCAACAAACUAUCAUGGUCCAAACACACCAAGACAAUCGUGAAGAGGGCACGACAAAACCUAUUCCCCCUCAGGAGACUGAAAAGAUUUGGCAUGGGUCCUCAGAUCCUCAAAAGGUUCUACAGCUGCACCAUCGAGAGCAUCCUGACUGGCUGCAUCACCGCCUGGUAUGGCAACUGCUCGGCCUCCGACCGCAAGGCACUACAGAGGGUAGAGCGUACGGCCCAGCACAUCACUGGGGCCAAGCUUCCUGCCAUCCAGGACCUCUAUACCAGGCGGUGUCAGAGGAAGGCCCUAAAAAUUGCCAAAGACUCCAGCCACCCUAGUCAUAUUUUUGUUUUGUUUAAUUUUUUUACUUAUCUAUUUUUUACUUCAGUUGAUUUUAGUAAAUACUUUCUUGACACUUAUUUUUCUUAAAACUGCAUUGUUGCUUAAGGGCUUGUAAGUAAGCAUUUCACCGUAUGGUCUACCUGCACCUGUUGUAUCUGGGGCAUGUGGCAAAUAAAAUUUGAUUUGAUUUGAUGUGUAUCUGCUGGGCCUUCUCAGAGUCUUACAAAAGAUGGUGGUUAAGAAGACUCAAAUCUCUCUAUCAAGUUUAAGAUCUUGUCAUGCAUGUCUCUCAUGUCUUUAAUGCAUAUAUUAUUUUUUUUCUUCAGUUUAUUCUCAGGAGUUUUUGCCAACCUAUGAGACUAUACCAGAGGGGGCAUCAGUGACCAAAGUGGAGAAGGUGAGUCCCAUCCCUUUAAAAUGCGUAAUAUUUAUGCAUUAUGAAAAUGAUUAGUACUCAUAGUUUUAAUAGUAGUUGUAGUAUUAGUUUGAGCUGCCAAAGAAUACCUUUACAAUUAAUACCAUAUUUGUAUAACAUGGCUUGUUCUUGCAUUUAUUUCACCAAGAGGGACAUGAAUUGAUUCGCUAUUGUAUUUUCAUAUGCAGAAAAUUUAUGAGUCAAUGUGCCAAAUAUCUGUAAUUACAAGAGAGGUCUAUGUUUGAUCCCAAUCCAAAUGUGGACUGUUAUUGUUCAUGGAACAAAAAAGGGUGUGUCACUUUCGUUGUAGACUCUUCCCUCCCUCUCCCUAUCUAAGUCUGAUGUCAGUUGAGAAAGACGUUGUCUAGUAGGGUCUCGUACAAGCACAGUCUGUUGGUCUCUCUCUCGUUAAAGGACAUGUAUGAUAUCAUGGAAGAAGGGUUUGAGGCUGUGGAGCUACCAGAUAUCGCUGUGGCGCUACCAGAUAUUGCCUGUUGUUUUUGCCCACAGGUUGAGUUCAACGGCAAAUCUGACUCUCUGUUCUUCAAUGAUGGGGUUAGACGGAUCGACUUUGUCUUAGUCUAUGAAGAUGAGGACAUGAAGGAGAUUGACAAAAAUCGAACGUUCCAGAAACGGAAAGUAAGUGCAUUUCUGGUGGCAGAUUGUGAGUCUAAGUGUCCUUAUUCACUUUCAACAUGGUCAGCAGGUUUCUGUCUGACAGAAGUUAAAAACAGUAUUCCUACUGUGCUGUGAAAAAGCAUGUUUGAAAUUAAAUGCAGUUGAGUUUCACACUGUAAGCAUAGUUUUGAGGAAUAUGUGAAUCCAAAUGUGUUUUCUUAUAGCUUAAGAGGAGUACUGUAUUAUCUAUGAAACAAGUUACUAAAGCCGCAUUCCGUCAAAGGUGUAACUUGUAGGAAUCAGUGUUAUGUUCCGUCAUAGAAGCUGGUGUUGUAUUAUGCCAGGACCUAAGUGUCACGGCCGUCUACGGAAGGAGUGGACCAAAGCGCAGCGUUUGUAGCGAACAUGACUUUAUUAAAGUUAAAGUGCACGAACGAGAAAACAAUAAACAAUGACGGAUAGUGAAGUCCUCAGUACACAGACUGAAACAUGGAACAAAAACCCACAACCCUAAGGUGAACACUGACAGUUUAAAUAUGGCUCCCAAUCAGAGAUAACGAGCCGACAGCUGACACUCGUUACCUCCGAUUGGGAGUCACAUGACGAGACAAGACACUACAACCAAAACCAAACACAACCAAAUGAACACACCCUAUACCCAACACAACCAAAUGAAUACACCCUGGCUCAAACUACACAGUCCCGGAGCCAGAGCGUGACAGUAUCCCCCCCUAAAGGCGCGGACUCCGACCGCGCCUACACCCCAAAAUAGGGGAGGGCUGGGUGGGUGUUGUUCCUCGGAGGCGGCUCCGGCUCCGGGCUUGACCACCACCCCACUUCACUCCCCCCGUAGUGCCCCCGGUCCGAUCUGACCCAGCUUGCUGGAUCAGGACCUCCGACGCGCACCCCUGGCUUGGCGCGUGAGGUAGGAAUGGACCGGAACUGGCAGACGAUACGCACCCUUUGCCUGGUGCGUGGAGCCGGAACAGGCCUCACCAGGCUGAAGACUCGCAUCCCUGGCUUGGUGCGAGUAGCAGGAAUGGGCUGGAUCAGGCUGACGGCUCGCACCCUUGGCUUGGUGCGAGUAGCAGGGAUGAGCUGAACCAGGCUGACGACUCGCACCCUUGGCUUGGUGCGAGUAGCAGGAACGGGCUGGACCAGGCCGACGACUCGUACCCCUGGCUUGGUGUGAGUAGCAGGAACGGGCUGGACCAGGCUGACGACUCGCACCCUUGGCUUGGUGCGAGUGGCAGGAACAGGCCGGACCGGGCUGGCGACGCGCACCGUAAGUUUGGUGCGAGUGGCAGGAACAGGCCGGGUCGGGCUGGCGACGCGCACCGUAGACUUGGUGCGGGUGGCAGGAACAGGCCGGACCGGGCUGGCGACGCGCACCGUAGGUUUGGUGCGAGUGGCAGGAACAGGCCGGGUCGGGCUGGCGACGCACACCGUACACUUGGUGCGGGUGGCAGGAACAGGCCGGACCGGGCUGGCGACGCGCACCGUAGGUUUGGUGCGAGUGGCAGGAACAGGCCGGGUCGGGCUGGCGACGCGCACCGUAGACUUGGUGCGGGUGGCAGGAACAGGCCGGCUGGGCUGGCGACGCACACCGUAGGUUUAGUGCGUGGAGCAGGAACAGGCCGGGCUGGGCUGGCGACGCACACCGUAGGUUUAGUGCGUGGAGCAGGAACAGGCCGGGCUGGGCUGGCGACGCACACCGUAGGUUUAGUGCGUGGAGCAGGAACAGGCCGGGCUGGGCUGGCGACGCACACCGUAGGUUUAGUGCGUGGAGCAGGAACAGGCCGGGCUGGGCUGGCGACGCACACCGUAGGUCUGGUACGUGGAGCAGGAACAGGCCGGACAGGGCUGUCGACGCACACCGUAGGCUUUGUGCGUGGAGCAGGAACAGGCCGGGCUGGGCUGGCGACGCACACCGUAGGUCUGGUACGUGGAGCAGGAACAGGCCGGACAGGGCUGUCGACGCACACCGUAGGCUUUGUGCGUGGAGCAGGAACAGGCCGGGCUGGGCUGGCGACGCACACCGUGGACUUGGUGCGUGGAGUAGGAACAGGCCGGUCCAUACUGGGAACACACACCACUGGCCUUAACCGGGGAUCAGGAACGGGCCGGACCGGACUGGUAACACACCUCAGUCUCUCACGCCGUGCCUCCACUACUUCCCUCCCUCUACUCGCCAAUGGCUCCCGUAACCCGGUAGCCUUCUCUCCACGUCUCCCUGUGGCAGCCUCCUGCUGCCCAGCCGCCCAAGCCAUGUGCCCCCCCAAAAAAACUUUUUGGGGUUGCCUCUCGUCCUUCCGACGAUGGCCCUGCUGACGCCGUUGCUCCUCUCUCGCCAGGGCCUUGAUCCUCCCCCAAGGUCCCUUGCCCCCGAGCAUGUCCUCCCAGGACCACGAUUUGCCCACCUGGGCCAUCGCCAGCCUCUCGAUCUCCUUACCCGGCGCCUCCUCCCAUGUCCAGUCUCCUUGCUCCUGGACACGCUGCUUGGUCCUUUUUUGGUGGGUUUUUCUGUCACGGCCGUCUACGGAAGGAGUGGACCAAAGCGCAGCGUUUGUAGCGAACAUGACUUUAUUAAAGUUAAAGUGCACGAACGAGAAAACAAUAAACAAUGACGGAUAGUGAAGUCCUCAGUACACAGACUGAAACAUGGAACAAAAACCCACAACCCUAAGGUGAACACUGACAGUUUAAAUAUGGCUCCCAAUCAGAGAUAACGAGCCGACAGCUGACACUCGUUACCUCCGAUUGGGAGUCACAUGACGAGACAAGACACUACAACCAAAACCAAACACAACCAAAUGAACACACCCUAUACCCAACACAACCAAAUGAAUACACCCUGGCUCAAACUACACAGUCCCGGAGCCAGAGCGUGACACUAAGGCUUUCUCAUUGUACACCCGGAAUAUUGACUCUGAAUAUUUGUACAGGGAGUUUUUCUUUGCUUCAGUCACAGUGUGUCAGAUCUAAGGUAUCCCUAUGAUUAAUAUGAGUAAAAUCCCUGUCCUACCACGUUGCACAAUAUCCAUCACAACAAGGUGACAGAAAUGUAACACACUAACAUACACUAUACACUAUCCUUACAAAUGUCAAAAUAUAAUUAUCCAAAUGUCAGAUUCUGGCACAUCAUAAUGGCUGAAAUAAUAAGUAAAUGCACCGUUGAUAGAGGUAGCAUCUGUGAUUCACCAACAAUAUGUUGAAAUAAUGUUUUACAAUGAGUGGUUUGGGAGCAGGGAACAUUGAAAGCAGCAGGAGUGUACACGCCUCGUAUGCAGCUGUGGUCGCUCAUGUUGCCAAGCUCUUGAUGUCAUGCCCCAGUAGGACUAUUAUGACAUGCCCAGACUAAGGGAGGUUCUGUUAGACACUCCAUUAUACUGAAGCGCUGCUGUGGUGGUGUUAUGAUCCCAUAGCUCUAUAUCCCAUUGUUCAACGUACCAUAAACAGAUGAUCCUUUUUAGAAUUAAUGAACUGUCUGCAUAACUCAGUGUUGUUUACACAAACUAUAUAAUUUAAUAAUAAUAAUUACCAAUGAUCAAAUAACGUUCCAUAUUCAACUAUCUAGACAUGUUCUUCAUAUCAUCCCAAUGCUUCCUACAUAUGUCAAUAUAACCCAACUAUCACUACUUCCUGUCACCCUCUUAUGAAAUAAUGUCAUUAGUAAAUUGUAUCCACAAACCACUACUACCUAAUAACAUAUUUUCAUAGACCUUGCUAGAAAUAAUUAUUUUAAUACCAAGCUACUUAAACAAUCCAAUUCAACCUUUCACAUCUCCCAAUAAACCUACUUAACCUUCUUCAAACAAUUCAAUUUAACAUUAAUUCAACAUGUCACAUCACCCAAUUAACUUUCUUACUCUGUAAACCCUCUACAAUAUCUAUUAUUCUCUAUCGCUAACUUUCCAUAUAACGUUACCUCAACAAAUGACAAAUUACUGUAAAGUUAUAGUCAAAACAAAUAAAACAUAUAUUCACGAUAUGCAACUUUAAUUACUAUGUUAUACUAUUCUCUAUGUGUUGGUAAGACAAUUCCUUUCACGUAAUGUUAUCAAUUCAUCUAGUAAUCUAGGUCAAUAGCAUCAAUGUAAAAUAUUUGCUUUCUGUUCCUUCCUGGGCUUGAACCAGGGACCCUCUACACAUAUCGACAACAUUUACCAUCGAAACACCAUUACCCGUUACUCCACAAAAUCUGCGAUCCUUGCAAAGCAACUACUUCCAUUUCACAGAGCAAGUUACGUCACCACAUGGAACCCCACUAGCUCUCACUGCUAACUAGCUAGCCAUUUCACACUGAUAACAUUCAACCCCCUAUGACUUCCUUCUCUACAGCAACCACUGAUCCUUGUACUCCUAAUUUAACCCAUUAUGUCCCUUACAGUACUCUCACGUCUCAGCGAGACCCAGUUGCUAACACCCGCAGACAAAAUAUGGAAACCCCUUCUUACUAGUAUACCAAAUAACACAUCUUCAAACAGCGUUCUACAUUUACCUCUAUCGUAGGGUUUAAAAACGAACGUAACAACAUUAACCAUCCCAAAUUGCCGUAGUAACGUCAUGUUUGGUUCAGUUUAUCUAUUACGAUAGUAUGUCCAUAAUACUUCUAACAAAGCUACAUUAUCCCUAGUGUUUGUUUAAUAUUCCUAUUAUUCUCUAAGUUCCCUUGCUUCACUUUUCAUGAAUAUAAGACAUUCACUUCUCCAUGCGUCGUAAACUAUAUCCUAUUUCCCCUGCAAUCAACUAAGGUUAUAAUCACAGCUCAUCUGAAAACAACACUCCUCCAUUAUCAGAAUAUAGCAGAUGUAGGUAACUAUCCUUUCUACGUAGGCUACAAGUAAGACCAAACACUUGCUGUAGUUUACCAUCAUAUAUUGAAUGCAUAUCCAUAUAAUCAAUAUCCAAUUUAUUUAUAAACAUUACGCCACCAUUCUCAAUCGCUUAUCUAGCAAACCCUUAGGCAAGCACAAAAAAAUGACUAACACACAAUCGUCUCGCUAUUCCUGUUAAAUAAGUGAGUCUUUCUAUUUAAACCACGCACCACGCUACAAAUCUUCCAUUCAACAUCACCAAACCAAAUACUUUGUAGUAUCCAUUCAAGCCACAUACCAUCAUAUGAAUUACACUCCAAAACCCAGAUUUUAGUCAGUACCAUGGAACCGAUGCCUUUUGAAAAGACAAUAUGUCCCACAAAUAGCCCAACUACAAUGGUUGGUAGUCUUAACCUCUGUGUCAAGGUGUCAGUGUAAUGCGGUAGGCGAAGUCAGGCGCAGGACACAGAGCUAAUCAAAAAACAUACUUUACUCGUAGGUAAAAGUAUGAACAAAACCUCCGCAGGGAGGGAAUAAACCCGCACACUAACGACAACCAAAACAUGAACAAACACGCACAACACACAGUGUGAGACAGAGGGUUAAAUAGGGAAGACAUAACUACAUGAUUGGAAACAGGUGUGAUCAAUGAAGACAAAACAAGUCGAACAUAGAUACAUGGAUCGGUAGUAGCUAGUACUCCGUUGACGACGAACGCCGAAGCCUGCCAGAGCAAGGAGGAGGGGCAGCCUCGGCUGAAUCCGUGACAGUACCCCCCCCUUGACGCGCGGCUCCAGCCGUGCGCCGACCCCGGCCUCGGGGACGGCCAGGAGGACGCGGAGCAGGGCGAGUCGGAUGACUACGGUGGAAAUCCCUCAACAUGGAGGGAUGGAGGAUGUCCCUCCUAGGGACCCAGCACCGUUCCUCCGGACCGUACCCCUCCCACUCCACGAGAUACUGCAGGCCCCCCACCCGAUGCCUCAAAUCCAGGAUGGAACGGACCGAGUACGCCGGUGCCCCCUCGAUGUCCAGUGGGGGCGGAGGAACCUCCCGUACCUCAGACUCCUGGAGUGGACCAGCUACUACCGGCCUGAGGAGAGACACAUGGAACGAGGGGUUAAUACGGUAAUUAAGAGGAAGCUGUAACCUAUAACAUACCAAUCAAUCUCCUCAGGACUUUAAAUGGCCCCACAAACCGCCAACCCAGCUUCCGGCAGGGCAGGCGAAGGGGCAGGUUUUGGGUCGAGAGCCAGACCCGGUCCCCCGGUGCAUACACCGGGGCCUCACUGCGGUGGCGAUCGGCGCUCGCCUUUUGUCGCCUGAUGGUCCGCUGCAGGUGUUCAUGAGCAGCGUUCCAGGUCUCUUCCGAGUGCCGAAACCACUCAUCCACCGCAGGAGCCUCGAUCUGGCUCUGAUGCCAGGACCGGCUGAUAACAUAACACACACUGGAAAGGAGUAAGGUUAGUAGAGGAGUGGCGGAGUGAAUUUUGGGCCAUCUCUGCCCAGGGGAUAAAACCCGACCACUCCCCCUGCCGGUCCUGGCAAUAGGACCGCAGAAACCUACCCACAUCCUGGUUAACUCUCUCCACCUGCCCAUUACUCUCGGGGUGAAAACCUGAGGUAAGGCUGAUCGAGGUUAACCCUUGAGGUGAACUGGGGACCCCGAUCUGACACAAUAUCCUCAGGUACCCCGUAGAAAAAAAAAAGAAACUAGAUGACACAGGGGAAGUGGAAGGCCGAAUGUAUCCUUGCCUCAGAGAUUCGGUGACAUAUGUUUCCAUAGCCGCCUUCUCUUCCUGUGACAGAGGAUACACGUGACUCCGGCGAAGCGCAGCGCCUACCUGGAGGUUUAUCGCACAAUCCCCCUGUCGAUGGGGUGGUAAUUGAGUCGCCUUCUUUUUACAGAAGGCGAGAGCCAAAUCGGCAUAUUCAGGCAGAAUGUGCAUGGUGGGAACCUGGUUUGGACUUUCCACCGUAGUUGCCCCUACGGAAACACCUACACACCUCCCCGAGCACUGAUUUGACCAUCCCUUGAGAGCCCUCUGUUGCCAUGAAAUAGUGGGGUCAUGAGAGGUUAACCAGGGAAGCCCCAACACCACUGGAAAUGCAGGAGAAUCAAUCAGAUAUAGACUAAUUGUUUCCUCAUGCCCCUCCUGCGUCUUCAUCCAGAGUGGCGCUGUGACCUCCCUAAUCAGACCUGACCCUAAAGGGCGACUAUCUAGGGCAUGUAUAGGGAAGGGCACAUCAACUGGCACAAAAUGAAUCCCUAACCUACGGGUAAACUGACGAUCAAUAAAGUUCCCAGCUGCGCCUGAAUCUACUAGCACCUUAUGCUGGGAAUGAGAAGAAAACUCAGGAAAUACAAAAUCUAUACACAUAUGCGCAACAGGGAGCUCUGGGUGAGUUGGGUGCCUACUCACCUGAAACGAUCCACCAGUGGUCUGCCUACUGCCUCGACUCCUAGAAGACCCUCCCCAGCACCGACCAGCAGUGUGUCCUCUGCGGCCACAGUUGGUGCAGGGGAUGGCCCCUCUACCGGUCUCCCUCAUAGCAGCACCUCCGAGCUCCAUAGGGGUAGGGUCGGAGGUGCUUGGGGAUGGAAUGGACGGCCCCUGAUCCGGACGUCCGCGGGUGGCCAACAGGUUAUCCAGCCUGAUUGACAUAUCCACCAGUUGGUCCAGGUUUAGGUUGGUGUCCCUGCAGGCCAGUUCCUGACGAACGUCCUCCCUUAAGCUGCAACGAUAGUGGUCGAUGAGGGCCCUCUCAUUCCAUCCUGCGCUGGCAGCCAGAGUCCGAAAGUCCAGUGCAAACUCCUGCACACUCCUCCUCCCCUGUCUGAGGUGGAAUAGACACUCACCCGCCGCUCUCCCCUCUGGUGGAUGAUCGAAUACCGCCCUAAAGCGGCGGGUAAACUCUGCAUAGCUUACAUUUGCGGCGUCUAUUCCCCCCCACUCGGCGUUGGCCCACUUAAGCGCUUUACCGGACAGACAGGAGAUGAGGGCGGACACGCUCUCGUAUCCCGAGGGAGCCGGGUGGAUGGUUGCCAGGUAGAGCUCUACCUGGAGCAGAAAACCCUGACACCCAGCAGCUGUACCGUCAUAUGCCCUCGGGAGCGAGAGCCGAAUCCCACUGGACCCUGAUGGUGAAGAGGUGGACAGCGGUGUUGGUGGUGGUGGUGUAAUUGGAGGAGGUAUAGGGAUACCGUCUCUCUCCCAUCGUUCCAUGGUAUUAACCACCCGUUCCAUAGCGGUGCCGAGAGCCUGGAUCAUGGCCGCUUGUUGUUGGACGCGUUCCUCCAUCGAUCCGGCUGGCAUUGCUGUACCUGCUGACUCCAUGUUAUGGUGCGUGUUUCUGUCAAGGUGUCAGUGUAAUGCGGUAGGCGAAGUCAGGCACAGGACACAGAGCUAAUCAAAAAACAUACUUUACUCAUAGGUAAAAGUAUGAACAAAACCUCCACGCAGGGAGGGAAUAAACCCACACACUAACGACAACCAAAACAUGAACAAACACGCACAACACACAGUGUGAGACAGAGGGUUAAAUAGGGAAGACAUAACUACGAUGGGAAACAGGUGUGACCAAUGAAGACAAAACAAGUUGAACAUAGAUACAUGGAUCGGUAGUAGCUAGUACUCCGGUGACGACGAACGCCGAAGCCUGCCCGAGCAAGGAGGAGGGGCAGCCUCGGCUGAAUCUGUGACACUCUGGUACAUGUAGUCUUAACCUCUGGUACAUAAUAACGACACAAUUACAAGAAAAUAGCCUUUAAAAAAUCUUUCAAGUGUUUCUUUGCAAAGCUCUCACGUGCUCAAAAUGAAUGAAUUAGCAGUCAAUGAGUCAAAUCCACAUUUAUUGAUUUGGAAAUAGAUCUGGCGAUUUUAAUAAAACUUAUUAUGUUUCCCUUGCGACAUAAUGAAAUUCCUUUAUUACAUCAUAAUCACUCCAUAAUUAGUUUUAUUUACGUCAUUUAGCAGACGCUCUUAUCCAGAGCAACUUACAGUUAGUGAACACAUUAUUAUUUUUUUAUACUGGCCCCCCGUGGGAAUCGAACCCACAACCCUGGCGUUGCAAACACCAUGCUCUAUCAACUGAGCUACAUCCCUGCCGGCCAUUCCCUCCCCUACCCUGGGCCAAUUGUGCGCCGCCCAUGAGUCUCCCGCUCGCGGCCGGCUGCGACAGAGCCUGGAUUCGAACCAGGAUCUCUAGUGGCACAGUUAGCACUGUGAUGCAGUGCCUUAGACCACUGCGCCACUCAGGAGUAUUUUAUUUUGAUGGAAACCCUAAAUUGGCUUUGUACAAUAUUAUAACUUACGUCUUUAACCACUUUACUCACGGUCAGUUUAUUCCUUAAAUCUUAUCUCGAUCACAUUAUCCAACUACGGUACAAACUUAGAAACACCAUAUUAAUUACUUUUCCACCCACGACGUACGUCUACGUUGUGGGUGAGCAGGCCAAUAUAUAAUUAUUAUUCCAAUUAUUAUUUUAUGAAAUCUCUAAUAAUCACCUACCCAUACGUAAAAUGGAUCAUAUUUUCACAUUUGUCACAAACUCCAUAUAGACCGUUAGAAACUUCUAGAUACUCACAUCAAAGAAUCCCUUUGUUAGUUUAACAAUCCUCACUCAACCCAAAUCAGCCUCUCAAUCAUUCUCCCAGCGGAACCAAAAAACAGACUGUAAUUUCCAAGGACACUGCCAUUCCUGUCCCAGAAAACACAGACUUUCCACUACUCUCUAAAAUAACAUCAAGCUCUAUUUACCACUCCUUGAUAUUCUAUGACCUUAUUAUGUUAUAUAUCGUAACUUCUUAUCCAAACUUAUAUCAAAUUAUUAUACCCAUUUUUAGAUCUUAUUUUGCACCCUUCAGAUUUAAAUUAUCUUCUGCUCUUUGCUUAUAAGAUAGCCAAUUUUAUCCCAUUCAAUUUCUUAAUUUUACAUUACUUUGACAAAAUACUUAUUCUAACUGCGGAUUUGCCUGUAAUAAUUUCGUCACUUCCUGUCUCUCUCUUUGAGUUAAAUGUAGCUCUGCUUUACUCUUAAUGGUGACUUUAAAAAAUAUAUAUACAUAUAUCAAAUCAAAUCAAAUCAAAUUUUAUUGGUCACAUGCGCCGAAUACAACAGGUGCAGACAUUACAGUGAAAUGCUUACUUACAGCCCUUAACCAACAGUGCAUUUAUUUUAAACAAAAAAAGUAAGAAUAAAACAACAACAAAAAAAGUGUUGAGAAAAAAAGAGCAGAAGUAAAAAUAAAGUGACAGUAGGGAGGCUAUAUAUACAAUAGAAUAAAGUGACAGUAGGGAGGCUAUAUAUACAGGGGGGUACCGUUGCAUAGUCAAUGUGCGGGGGCACCGGCUAGUUGAGGUAGUUGAGGUAAUAUGUACAUGUGGGUAGAGUUAAAGUGACUAUGCAUAAAUACUUAACAGAGUAGCAGCAGCGUAAAAAGUAUGGGGUGGGGGGGCAGUGCAAGUAGUCCGGGUAGCCAUGAUUAGCUGUUCAGGAGUCUUAUGGCUUGGGGGUAGAAGCUGUUGAGAAGUCUUUUGGACCUAGACUUGGCACUCCGGUACCGCUUGCCGUGCGGUAGCAGAGAGAACAGUCUAUGACUAGGGUGACUGGAGUCUUUGACAAUUUUGAGGGCCUUCCUCUGACACCGCCUGGUAUAGAGGUCCUGGAUGGCAGGGAGCUUUGCCCCUGUGAUGUACUGGGCCGUACGCACUACCCUCUGUAGUGCCUUGCGGUCAGAGGCCAAGCAGUUGCCAUACCAGGCGGUGAUGCAACCAGUCAGGAUGCUCUCGAUGGUGCAGCUGUAGAAUUUUUUGAGGAUCUGAGGACCCAUGCCAAAUCUUUUUAGUCUCCUGAGGGGGAAUAGGCUUUGUCGUGCCCUCUUCACGACUGUCUUGGUGUGUUUGGACCAUGAUAGUUCGUUGGUGAUGUGGACACCAAGGAACUUGAAGCUCUCAACCUGUUCCACUACAGCCCCGUCGAUGAGAAUGGGGGCGUGCUCAGUCCUCUUUUUUUUCCUGUAGUCCACAAUCAUCUCCUUUGUCUUGGUCACGUUGAGGGAGAGGUUGUUGUCCUGGCACCACACGGCCAGAUCUCUGACCUCCUCCCUAUAGGCUGUCUCAUCGUUGUCGGUGAUCAGGCCUACCACUGUUGUGUCGUCGGCAAACUUAAUGAUGGUGUUGGAGUCGUGCCUGGCCAUGCAGUCAUGGGUGAACAGAGAGUACAGGAGGGGACUGAGCACGCACCCCUGAGGGGCCCCCGUGUUGAGGAUCAGUGUGGCAGAUGUGUUGUUACCUACCCUUACCACCUGGGGGCGGCCCGUCAGGAAGUCCAGGAUCCAGUUGCAGAGGGAGGUGUUUAGUCCCAGGAUCCUUAGCUUAGUGAUGAGCUUUGAGGGCACUAUGGUGUUGAAUGCUGAGCUGUAGUCAAUGAAUAGCAUUCUCACGUAGGUGUUCCUCUUGUCCAGGUGGGAAAGGGCAGUGUGGAGUGCGAUAGAGAUUGCAUCAUCUGUGGAUCUGUUGGGGCGGUAUGCAAAUUGGAGUGGGUCUAGGGUUUCUGGGAUUAUGCUGUUGAUGUGAGCCAUGACCAGUCUUUCAAAGCACUUCAUGGCUACAGACGUCAGUGCCACGGGUCGGUAGUCAUUUAGGCAGGUUAUCUUAGAGUUCUUGGGCACGGGGACUAUGGUGGUCUGCUUGAAACAUGUUGGUAUUACAGACUCAGUCAGGGACAUGUUGAAAAUGUCAGUGAAGACACUUGCCAGUUGGUCAGCACAUGCUCGGAGUACACGUCCUGGUAAUCCGUCUGGCCCUGCGGCCUUGUGAAUGUUGACCUGCUUAAAAGUCUUACUCACAUCGGCUACGGAGAGCGUGAUCACAUAGUCGUCCGGAACAGCUGGUGCUCUCAUGCAUGCUUCAGUGUUGCUUGCCUCGAAGCGAGCAUAGAAGUGGUUUAGCUCGUCUGGUAGGCUUGUGUCACUGGGCAGCUCGCGGCUGUGCUUCCCUUUGUAGUCUGUAAUAGUUUUCAAGCCCUGCCACAUCCGACGAGCGUCAGAGCCAGUGUAGUAUGAUUCAAUCUUAGACCUGUAUUGACUCUUUGCCUGUUUGAUGGUUCGUCGGAGGUCAUAGCGGGAUUUCUUAUAAGCGUCCGGGUUAGAGUCCCGUUCCUUGAAAGCGGCAGCUCUACCCUUUAGCUCAGUGCGGAUGUUUCCUGUAAUCCAUGGCUUCUGGUUGGGGUAUAUAUACCGGUGUACUAAGCUGGCCAUUCAUUACUGUUAUUAGUACAUGCAAUUAUUAGUAAUUAAAUACUUAUAUUAAAAUCUCCAUCCUGAUAUGUAUUAAAAUUUAGUUUUCCUUUAAAUGUCAUUUUGGUGCUAUGAUUCAAUAUGUUACAUUUAAUCGGCUCCCUCUCCUGGCCGUUUUGAGUAUUUCACCAUCUAUUUCAUUUUAUGAUGUCCUCCCACAUCUAAAAGGUCCGUAACCUAUUUCUCUCUUUACCGAUUUACUCCUAUGAUGAUACAACACAUCAGAGCUUCAUCUAAUUUACUCCUAUGAUGAUACAACACAUCAGAGCUUCAUCUAUUUUACUCCUAUGAUGAUACAACACAUCAGAGCUUCAUCUAUAUUACUCCUAUGAUGAUACAACACAUCAGAGCUUCAUAACCUAUUUCUACCAAGUUACUCCCAUGAUGAUACAACAUCAGAGCUUCACCAAUUUGCUCCUAUGAUGAUACAACACAUCAGAGCAUUAUAACUCCUAUGAUGGUCCAACACAUCAGAGCUUCAUUACCUCCCGAGUGGCGCAGUGGUCUAAGGCACUGCAUCGCAGUGCUAGCUGUGCCACUAGAGAUCCUGGUUCGAAUCCAGACUCUGUUGUAGCCGGCCGCGACCGGGAGACCCAUGGGGCGGCGCACAAUUGGUCCAGGGUAGGGGAGGGAAUGGCCGGCAGGGGAUGUAGCUCAGUUGGUAGAGCAUGGCGUUUGCAACACCAGGGUUGUGGGUUCGAUAAAAUAAUGUAUGUGCUAACUGUAAGUCGCUCUGGAUAAGAGCGUCUGCUAAAUGACUAAAAUGUAAGAAUGUAUAACCUAAGCUAUUUCUCUCUUUACCAAUUUGCUCCCAUGAUGAUACAACACAUCAUAGCAUUAUAACUCCCAUGAUGGUCCAACACAUCAGAGCUUCACAACAACACAUCAUAGAUCCAUAACCUAUUUCUCUUUCUUUAUAAUGAAUUAUCAUUAAAGGUGUACUACGCCUAAUCUCUCUUUAUAAUUAAUAACAUAAUUAAAAGGUGCACUGCGCCUAAUCUCUCUUUAUAAUGAAUAACAUCAUUAAAGGUGCAUUGCGCCUAAUCUCUCUCUACUCUGUUGCUUUUACUCCUUACUUCGAACACACCCUAUUUUGAAUCAUAGCACCAUGUCAUUGUCUAAUUUGAUAUUCCUCCUUACAUCCUUUUACAUAAUUCAAGACCACUCAUCGUCCCCCUUUAAAAAUAUUGAAUUUUAAAGGUCCGUUACAGCUAAGCCUUACCACAGAUAAGCAGAAUUUGACAUAAUCAAAAAAGUGAAGGUCAGCUUACCUGUUAGUCUGGCUGGGAACUGCAUCCUUUUCGUGACGCCAAUCUGUUAUGAUGAGUUUCUAGUAUUGAGAAGUGAGGAUGCAAGAAUUUACUUAGACAUUCUGUGGAGAUUUUACCAAGUAUUUAUUUGAUCACGAGCUCGUGGGUUCAUCUAACAAACGGACAUAGCUCUGCCCUUUGUCAAUUGAACUGCCCCUACACACAAAUCUCACCUCCUUUAUACUCUUGGUUAUCCUUCCUUUCACAUACAUCUUGCAACCAUCAUAGGCACUCCCUUUCUCUGUUGUUAUUAACCUUUGCCCCAAGUCAGUAUCCUGUCCAUCCAUCAUGCUAUCCUAAACAUCAGUAAUCUCCUUUGACAUAAGGAACCAAGUCAAUUAUCCCCUAACUCUUCCCUAGUCCACACAAUACUAUGACAUGACAUCAUUACAGGUUUUAAUGCACUUUCACAGACUGAGAGGGAAAAUAAGUCAAAAUUCCACUUCCCUAGAAACUGACCCUUUAGUCAUUCCCAACCCAGUUAUAUCUACUGUAUUUACAAUUCUUUACAAGUGUUGUGGAUGCACUAAACAGAAGCAUACAGACGGACGUAGUAGAAAUGUAUUUUGAUUGACCACUGAGCUGCCUGCACUGCGCUUUGUGCAUGCAAUUUUUAUUUAUUUGACAUGGUUUUAUCAGAAGGUGUCUUGUAUCGUACACACAAUUCACAUAUAGAUGUAGUCAGUUUCAUACAUGGUUGAAAUCAGUCAGUGCAUUGCUAUCCAUUGAGGGGAAAUCAGUCAAUGUAAUGUCAAUAUAAUUACACUUUUCAUUCAUUAUUUAUUAUACACAACCACAGUUAAGAUGGGAUAAUAAUGUAUUAGAUAUGGCAUUUGUAAAGCACUUUUCAUUACAAGAGUAAUAAGACAAACAGAUUGGACAUGAUCCAAUAGGGAAACAGAAGGGGUAGUGUUACAAGCACGGGAUCCAUUGAUUUAACAUCCUGUGUUCUCUUCCCUAGCAACGCAGAGAGUACUUUGAGGCCAGCUUGAUGAAGAUGGGGAUGGAACUAGAGGCUGCCAGAUCUGUGAGUGGCCACCAAAUACAUUUUACAAGGACUGACUUGAUGUAUUUACUCAGCUGUUAGCUUGCAGAGUGAGGUCUAGUGUGUAGAUCUUCAGGGAGGAUUGGGUGGAAACAAUAUUUAAUAUCUUACAUUAGUUUGGUAUUGCAUGGUAGAGAAACACUUAAUGUUUGUUUUUGUUACAUAGUUUUAUUAUCAUACUGCUUAUUUAAGUGACCUUGUGGAGCUUGUUUUUGGCUGCAUUUUAGAUGGCAGACACAGUUGUUUUACAAAGUCAUCCUUUUAAACAACCAACUAUUUCCUCAGGAAGGGUUGAGAUUGAAUUGCAGUGGAAAACUAUGGCACCAAUUCCAUUAUUUGAGUCUAGUUUCCCAAUUAUUGGCAAACUUUGGUGGUAUUUCAUGGAACAGGAUCAAUGAGUUAACAUUGAUAAACACAGAGCCAACUUCUGAUUUUGUAGAUAAUAAAGCAUUGCAUUAGAUUAAUGUGAUGUUUUAGUACUUGUAUUAUGUGGAGGAUGUCAUUUGUGAUCAUGGCAAUGUCUUCUUAGUUGCCUCUUAGGGGAUUACUGAAGUGGUAAUACAUUUAGUUGAAAUGAAAAAGGCUGCCUUAUCUUGUUGUUUUAUCUUCGUCAUUCCGACAAGGUGGUGGAUGAGAAGCUGUUGUUCGUCAAGGUGCACAUGCCCUGGGACGUGCUGUGUACCUACGCCGAGGUCCUCCACAUCAAGCUGCCCAUUCAGCCCAAUGACCUGUCCACCACGUCCUCGCCCUUCAACUUCCUCAGCUGCAUCACCAAACACUUCUACCCCAGCGAGGACCUCAUAGCCAAGGAGACGGAGUACUUCACCGCCCCGUUCGAGAAGGACAGGCUGGAGUACUUCUACGUGAAGGACCGGGACCUCUUCUUCACGCCGUCCAUGAGGAGUAGAAUGGCAAGUGCACUGCUUUCUUUACCUCAUCAUGGGACAUAAACCCUAAAGUCAGAGAGGUCAAAUAUGCAGCGGCACACUAGAUUUUGAUAGAGAUUAAAAAUAAAGAACUAAAAAGAAGUCACCUCAUUGACCUUCUUACGGUAGUUUAAGCAUCUCAGGUUUCUGAUGCUGCUAAAUGGUAUUUAAAGAUAUUUUGUCUGUAGACCACUGUUGUGGACAUUCUUACACAGGGACACUCGAAGUCAAUCUUAUAUGAAUCACUCUUUAUUGUCAGCAAGCUGGAGAGGUCACAGUCAAACUUAGAUGCAGAAAGUAACGGUCUGAAGUGAGCUCUAACGGGGCAGUCCCGUUAGUUUCCUUAUACAGUGGGGGAAAAAAGUAUUUAGUCAGCCACCAAUUGUGCAAGUUCUCCCACUUAAAAAGAUGAGAGAGGCCUGUAAUUUUCAUCAUAGGUACACGUCAACUAUGACAGACAAAAUGAGAAAAAAAUAUCCAGAAAAUCACAUUGUAGGAUUUUUAAUGAAUUUAUUUGCAAAUUAUGGUGGAAAAUAAGUAUUUGGUCAAUAACAAAAGUUUCUCAAUACUUUGUUAUAUACCCUUUGUUGGCAAUGACACAGGUCAAACGUUUUCUGUAAGUCUUCACAAGGUUUUCACACACUGUUGCUGGUAUUUUGGCCCAUUCCUCCAUGCAGAUCUCCUCUAGAGCAGUGAUGUUUUGGGGCUGUCGCUGGGCAACACGGACUUUCAACUCCCUCCAAAGAUUUUCUAUGGGGUUGAGAUCUGGAGACUGGCUAGGCCACUCCAGGACCUUGAAAUGCUUCUUACGAAGCCACUCCUUCGUUGCCCGGGCGGUGUGUUUGGGAUCAUUGUCAUGCUGAAAGACCCAGCCACGUUUCAUCUUCAAUGCCCUUGCUGAUGGAAGGAGGUUUUCACUCAAAAUCUCACGAUACAUGGCCCCAUUCAUUCUUUCCUUUACACGGAUCAGUCGUCUUGGUCCCUUUGCAGAAAAACAGCCCAAAGCAUGAUGUUUCCACCCCCAUGCUUCACAGUAGGUAUGGUGUUCUUUGGAUGCAACUCAGCAUUCUUUGUCCUCCAAACACGACGAGUUGAGUUUUUACCAAAAAGUUAUAUUUUGGUUUCAUCUGACCAUAUGACAUUCUCCCAAUCCUCUUCUGGAUCAUCCAAAUGCACUCUAGCAAACUUCAGACGGGCCUGGACAUGUACUGGCUUAAGCAGGGGGACACGUCUGGCACUGCAGGAUUUGAGUCCCUGGCGGUGUAGUGUGUUACUGAUGGUAGGCUUUGUUACUUUGGUCCCAGCUCCCCGUGUGGUUCUGGGAUUUUUGCUCACCGUUCUUGUGAUCAUUUUGACCCCACGGGGUGAGAUCUUGCGUGGAGCCCCAGAUCGAGGGAAAUUAUCAGUGGUCUUGUAUGUCUUCCAUUUCCUAAUAAUUGCUCCCACAGUUGAUUUCUUCAAACCAAGCUGCUUACCUAUUGCAGAUUCAGUCUUCCCAGCCUGGUGCAGGUCUACAAUUUUGUUUCUGGUGUCCUUUGACAGCUCUUUGGUCUUGGCCAUAGUGGAGUUUGGAGUGUGACUGUUUGAGGUUGUGGACAGGUGUCUUUUAUACUGAUAACAAGUUCAAACAGGUGCCAUUAAUACAGGUAACGAGUGGAGGACAGAGGAGCCUCUUAAAGAAGAAGUUACAGGUCUGUGAGAGCCAGAAAUCGUGCUUGUUUGUAGGUGACCAAAUACUUAUUUUCCACCAUAAUUUGCAAAUAAAUUCAUUAAAAAUCCUAAAAUGUGAUUUUCUGGAUUUUUUUUCUCAAUUUGUCUGUCAUAGUUGACGUGUACCUAUGAUGAAAAUUACAGGCCUCUCUCAUCUUUUUAAGUGGGAGAACUUGCACAAUUGGUGGCUGACUAAAUACUUUUUUUCCCCACUGUAUACUGACAAGCUAUAUUUGCAUGAUUUAGCUUAUUCAUCAUUCAUAAUUAAUGUUCUCUUCAUUUAUGUGACGACCAAUACUGGGUCAUGCAUGUGACAGACCAAUACCUCACGAGGCUUCUUCUCUGAGACCUUGAAACUGAGCUAUCCCUUUCUCUAAACAAGGUUCUGGGCGUACUGCCAAAUUGCAGAUACUGAUAGUGAGGAUUCGUUCAAUCAGAAAUUGGUUUAUAGAAAAGCACAAACAGUACACAGAAAUUAGUUAUUAGAAAAGCACAAACAUAAAAAAUUCCAUCACACCACUUAGAUUGGUUAUUCAGCCCUUGUACUAUGAAAAUAUCAAUGUACCUAUAAUUAAACCAUAGUGUUAACACUCUUUUCUUAACACUUGAAUGAUAACAGAAUGGUUGGUCUUCCUCCUCAGGCCUACUACAUCCUCAGCCGAGCCCCCUAUGAGGUGCGAGGGAACAUCAAGAAGUUUGGUGUCACCAAGCUGCUCGAUGGAGGGGUGUACAAGGCUGCUUAUCCCCUACAUGAUGUGAGUGGGGGUAAAGAGUGGGGUGGCACUAGUAACUGACAACAUCGUACAUUAAACACCAAUCGAUCUGUGAAAACACUGAGGGGUGUUUUUAUGAACUUUUUAGUUUUGUUGUCUGUGAACUUACUGUAGUGCAGAUUCAACGUCAGGUCGAAAGAAGAUGAGUGCCCCAAUGAGAGAUACCUCCUGUAUAACGAGUGGGCUCACCCUAAAAGUUUCUAUAAGAUGCAGCCACUUGAUCUCAUAAGGUAAUUCAUGCUUUAAUCUACUGUCACAAAAAUGCACAUUGCAUGCACAUCGCUGCUUUAGUGUAAUAAGGUGUUGAGAGUUAUUCUUACAAACAGAAUGUGCUUAAAGGCCUAAUCAUUGUAAUUAUGGCAAAUAAGGGAUGGAAAUAAUAAUAUUUUCUUUAAUUUUCUCACAGAAAAUAUUAUGGGGAGAAGAUUGGCAUUUACUUUGCUUGGCUGGGCUUCUAUACAGCCAUGCUAGCCCUCGCUGCCAUUGUUGGACUUGGCUGUUUCAUUUAUGGGUACACGACUCAAGAAACAAGCACCUGGAGGUAUGUUUAAAACUCAAAGAAAGUACUUCAGAAACCCACAACACCAUAGAAAUAUGUGACAAGAUGCUAAAUCUAGUGUACUGUAUAUCAAAUGAAGAUCAAUUAGUGCAGGAUAGGACACAUAAAGUUAAGUUUGCUUGAUGUUCCUUCUAUGCUGUACCCUGACACUCUAACUGUGUGAAAACCCAAUGAUUAACAACUUUGUUGCAUUUUGUUGUUUGACCCAUCUGCUCUGUUCAUUUAUUGGAUAGCAAAGAGGUGUGCGACCCUUUGAUUGGAGGAACUAUUGUGAUGUGUCCGCAGUGUGACAAGGAGUGCACAUACUGGAGGCUCAACAGCACCUGUGAAUCUUCUAAAGUAAGUAAUACAUUAGGGUUCACUAAUUCCGAUCCAUGGCAGUACAGGUUUAUACUCCAGCCCAUCACUAAACAAUUCUCAUUCACUCACAUGGUCAAUUCAGAGUGAUUAUGAUUAUUAAAGUGACUUAUAUGGAUAGUGUCCUUUAAAAUUAUAUUUGCCAAUGCUUGUUAUGUCAGACCAUUUUCUCAGACUCCUUGGCCCAUGAGACAUGCUACAAGUCAUAUUAAACCUUUUUGAACAGGGUUUGUUUCCGUAUAUAUUUACAAAGAGUCAUGGAUGGAGAGGAAAAUGAUGUGAAAAGUAUUUCAUGUGACCUUGUCUUCCUCAGAAACUGUGCAUAUUUGAUAACUAUGGGACGCUGGUGUUUGCUGUCUUUAUGGCCAUUUGGGGUGAGUCAUUUCAUUCAUUAAACGUACCAUAUUUACAAAUGUAGAGGUUUCAGAAACUGUACUAUUUGAGUGUGUUAAUAUAUAAUAAUAAUAUAAUAAUAAUAUAAUAAUAAUAUAAUAUGCCAUUUAGCAGACGCUUUUAUCCAAAGCGACUUACAGUCAUGCGUGCAUAAUUUUUUUUGUGUAUGGGUGGUCCCGGGGAUCGAACCCACUACCUUGGCGUUACAAGCGCCGUGCUCUACCAGCUGAGCUUUGUUUUGUCUAUCUUAACUUAUUAGCAAUUAGAUGUUGCAUGAUAAUGAUAUAAGAGUUUUCCUCAGCACAUGCUACAGGCAAAUAAAAUAAAGCUUUACUCUUGUUCCGAUCCUGGUUCUAGUGACCGUGUUCCUGGAGUUCUGGAAGCGCUACCAGGCAGAGCUGGAGUAUGAUUGGGACACCGUGGAGUUCCUGGAGCAGGAGGAGCAACCUCGUCCCGAGUAUGAGGCCAAGUGUAACCACGAGAGAAUCAACCCUGUCACACGGGUAAGGGAGAUGCGUUCGUCACACAGUCGCUAUGGUGAUUCCAUAGCGUCAGCCUCAGGAGGCUAGAAGAACACUCCACAUCCGAUGAUGUUAUAUACUUGUUUUAAAAGGACAGUAUUACCUGUAUCAUUACUUCAUUGUAAAACAUGUUGUUCUUCAUUUAGGUAAAAGAGAACGUGCCUUAUACAGCCUGUGGACGGUGUAUAAGGGUGUCCUUAGGAAUCGGGACCGUCUUAUUCUGGGUAAACACUUUUGGACUUCUCUACUGUUAUCUUGUUCUGAAAAGGCCAAUUCACAUGCACUCCAACAGCAAUAUUUGUUUUCUAUAACCCUAACCUUUGUCUCAAGUCUGACCCCUCCAAUUCUUGUGUUUGUGCUUGUGUUCAGAUUGUGUUGAUCCUGGCGUCAGUGGUGGCCAUCAUCGUAUACCGACUGGCAGUGUUCUUCUCAUUUUCGACGAGACUCCAGUCUGACCUAAAGGAGCUCGAACCGUUUAAGGAGUAUGUGACCGCACAAAUGGCCACCUCUGUCACUGCUUCCAUCAUCAGCUUCGUAGUCAUCAUGGUGCUCAACAUCCUGUAUGAGAAGGUUGCUAUCUGGAUCACCGACUUCGGUGAGAUGCCCCAGUGUCAAAUAACAAUAAAUAUGUGGUUUAUGAUGAACUAUGAUGUUUCUCAAACUGCUUUCAGACAAGGGCUAAUAUUAACUCAAACGUUCCUUAGCAAGGUUUAUACAGUAUCUUUGGUUAUUGUAAAAACAAAAGUAUCUUCCUGUGAAGGGAGUCGGCCUUAUAUUUUUUUACAGUGCCCCAAACAUUCUGCAAUUAUACCAUGGUAUGAGUAAAUAUUGCAUGCCAAUAGGUCUAAGUAAUCCAAAUAUAUGUAUCCCAACAUAUUUAUACUGUCGGAAAUUCACACCACCACAAUAGCCCUUAGCUGAUGUCCUUUUUCAGAGUCACUUGCAGAAUCUGGACAGAGAAAAAGCCUGAUUUAAGCCUGAUGUUUUUUUGACGAGAUUGAGAAGAUGUCUUACUUGUUUAAUUUUAAAGAGCUACCAAGGACCAAGACGGAUUAUGAGAACAGUCUAACUUUGAAGAUGUUCCUGUUCCAGUUUGUCAACUACUACUCCUCCUGCUUCUACAUUGCCUUUGCCAAAGGGAAAGUGGUUGGUUACCCUGGGCAGCCUGUUUACCUGCUGGGCAAGUACAGGAACGAGGAGGUACUUAUGUCUAUCAGUUGAUUGAAAGAUCAGUUGAUUGAAAGAUCAGUUGAUUGGAGGCUCAGUUGAUUGGAGCUUAGUGAUUGGAGCUUGGUGAUUGGGGCAGAACAUGUGAUAACACAGCAUGACAGUGUUUUGCUUUUCCCCUUUGCUUGUGUUCUAACUACUAUGUUGCCAAAUGAUUAGAUGUUGCAUUCUGUGGCAUUUGUGUUUGACUAAAAGAGACCUUCAUAUUUCAAAUGAAUGAACCUAGAUGAGGACAUCUUCCACUAAAUACAAGUUGUUUGAAUGGAGGUGCUUUUUCAUGUAAUACUACAAGAUGGCCGACAUUGAUUGAUACAGUAUUUGUGUCUUAUCCUUACCAGUGUGAUCCAGGAGGAUGCCUGAUUGAGUUGACAACCCAGCUCACUGUCAUCAUGGGCGGUAAAGCCAUCUGGAAUAACAUUCAGGAGGUGUUGCUGCCGUAAGUUUUUGGUUCAAUGGAAGAACAUAAAAUGGCCAACCACAUCAGCUCUCUAGGAGCCCAGCAACUGUAAAGUUUUUCAGUUACAUUGGAUCAGGGUUGGUUCAAUGGUUUAUUCCAUCCCAACUCAAAAUGGAAUUCCCCCUUAUCUUCAAGUGUAUCUGUAUCCAGACAUAAUAAUUAUCUGAUUCAGAGAGCAAUCGUAAAGGCGUCUUUUUGUAGGCACUAACGGAGACUUAACUAUGCCAUGGCUCAUUGACCAAAGCCAGUGGGGAAAUUAAUGGGGGUUUUGUUGGGUUUUUGGAUAAAUGCCAGAAACACAGGGUUAGGAGGUCUUAUACAUUUUGUUUUAUGAGAUAAUCUUCAUCAGCUAACGUCACUUUUUGUGAAUUUUUAAGCAUAUCCGUAAUCAAAACAAGCACAUACAGCAGAUAAGGGUUUCAUAAUUCACAAAGGUCAUGUUAACUGACUGAUAUUAUCUCAUAGAACAAAACAUAUAAGAUAUCCUUAGCCUGUGUUAACCUCAGACCUUAUUUUCAAAGUUUAUCCCAAAACCCCAUUCUUUCCCCAUUAAUUUCCCCCAUAGGAAUGGCUGAACAAACCAGAGGUAGAAAAUGCUAACUCAUUUCUGUUUUUGAGGACUACAAGCUGGCAAGCUCUAUUACCUUGUUAUUAGCAUCAUGAUUCUGCGAUUGACAUGUUUCUCCUCAUCAGGUGGGUGAAGAAUUUGAUAUUCCGCUGCUGCACACGUGUGGGGUCUGAAAAGGUAAUUCCGCGCUGGGAGCAGGACUACCAGCUGCAGCCCAUUGGGAAGCUGGGCCUCUUCUAUGAAUACCUGGAGAUGGGUAAGAUAUGAAGAAUGAGGCGAACUCUCUCCCUGACACCCAAAUCAACCCUUAGCCCCUAUCCCCGGGCACCUGGGUAGAUCUGAGAGGAUUGGAUAGGUGUGUAGACAGUAUGGUGGUAGCUUUAGGUGUAUUCUUGUGAGUUGAAUCCCGCUAUUACUUUGGGCUCGGUCCAGAAACCACCCCUAGCCCCUAUCCCUAAGGCACUUUCUUAAACUAGAAGGGUUGGAUGGACAUAAGCAAUAUGGUGCAAAUCGCCGCUAGCUAGCCUAUCAACUACUGUCAUAGUAUCAGGUUCCCCCCUAGCUAGCCUAUCAGCUACUAUAAUAGUAUCAGGUUCCCCCCUAGCUAGCCUAUCAGCUACUAUAAUAGUAUCAGGUUCCCCCUAGCUAGCCUAUCAGCUACUAUAAUAGUAUCAGGUUCCCCCCUAGCUAGCCUAUCAGCUACUAUAAUAGUAUCAGGUUCCCCCCUAGCUAGCCUAUCAGCUACUAUAAUAGUAUCAGGUUCCCCCCUAGCUAGCCUAUCAGCUACUAUAAUAGUAUCAGGUUCCCCCCUAGCUAGCCUAUCAGCUACUAUAAUAGUAUCAGGUUCCCCCCUAGCUAGCCUAUGAAGUACUAACUAUCAUAGUAUCAGGUUCCCAGAUCUACACUGAACAAAAAUAUAAACGCAACAUGUAAAGUGUUGGUCCCAUGUUUCAUGAGCUGAAAUAAAAUAUCCCAGAAAUCUUCCAUAAGCACAAAAAGCUUAUUCUCUCAAAUGUUGUGCACAAAUUUCUUUACAUCCCUGCUAAUGAGCACUUUUCCUUUGCCAAGAUAAUCUAUCCACCUGACAGGUGUGGCAUAUCAAGAAGCUGAUUAAACAGCAUGAUCAUUACACAGGUGCACCUUGUGCUGGGGACAAUAAAAGGCCACUCUAAAAUGUGCAGUUUUGUCACACAACACAAUAAGCAGCCUCCAACGUUGUUUUAGAGAAUUUGGCAGUAUGUCCACAACCGCAGACCACGUGUAACCACGCCAGACCAGGACCUCCACAUCUGGCUUCUUCGCCUGCGGGAUCAUCUGAGAGGGGAGAGGGUGGUGCUGAGGAGUAUUUCUGUAAUAAAGCCCUUUUGUGGGGAAAAACUCAUUCUGAUUGGCUGGGCCUUGCUCUCCAGUGGGUGGGCCUGGCUCCAAAGGGGGUAGGCCUAUGCCCUCCCAGGCCCACCCACGGCUGCACCCCUGCCCAGUCAUGUGAAAUCCAUAGAUUAGGGCCUAAUUUAUUUAUUUAAAUUGACUGAUUUUCUUUCAUGAACUGUAACUCGGUAAAAAUCUUUGAAAUUGUUGCAUGUUGCGUUUAUAUUUUUGUUUAAUGAUCAAAUUUGGCUUUGUGUCUGCGUGGCUUUUUUCCUACAGUGAUCCAGUUUGGUUUUGUGACUCUGUUUGUGGCCUCCUUCCCCCUGGCUCCUGUCCUGGCUCUGGUCAAUAACCUCUUUGAGAUCCGGGUGGACGCCUGGAAGAUCACCACCCAGUUCCGCCGCAUGGUGCCAGAGAAGGCCCAAGACAUCGGGGCGUGGCAACCCAUUCUCCAAGGUGUCGCCAUCUUGGCUGUGGCAUCAAAUGUGAGUGAUGGCUCCUCCAUUGGAUUAUGAAGUACUAUAUUUUUUUACUUAUUUUUUAAAAUCUUGGUUUAUUCUCCAUUGCAUAAUCCCAUCACUGGAUGUUAUUCAUAUAAUUUGAUUGUUACCAUGCUGGUGUAGUGACAUUCUUAGAUUAUAAUUCAUCUAUUAUGAUGAGCACCAGUUUAAUGUGCACUGUCUCCUCCACUUCCUUGUCUCUCUGCCAGGCCAUGAUCAUUGCCUUUACAUCAGACAUGAUCCCACGGUUGGUCUACUACUGGUCUUUCUCUGUGUAUCCCUACGGAGACCAUUCCAGUCCCACCAUGCAGGGCUACAUCAACAACACGCUCUCCGUGUUCGACAUCCAGCACUUCUCCAACGAGAGCCGGCCCUCGCAAACACCUUACUGGUUCAAUAACAGCACCACCUGCAGGUAAUGUGAAUGUAUAUGAGAUGGGUUUCAAUUAAAUUGUGUUAGACAUUGAAAUAGUUCAUGCAGUCUCUCUGUCAUACUUUAGAUAUCGAGAUUUCAGAUAUCCACCGGGACACCACAGACAAUAUGAAUACAGUAUCUACUACUGGCAUGUGAUCGCUGCCAAGAUGGCUUUCAUAAUAGUUGUAGAGGUGAGUAAAAAUUUAUACGAUACGUUGCUUUGACCUGAUUUUUCUUUCUACUGUGUUGUCUAAUGGCAGAUGGACAUUUUCUAGCCUUUCAAGAAAUCCUACAAAUGUUUUCCCUCCUUCUGACCCCUUUCCCCUUGUCCCCUCAGCACAUUGUAUACCUGACCAAGUUCGUCCUGUCCUACGUGAUCCCGGACGUGCCUUACGCAGUGAGGGAACAGAUCAAACGAGAAAAGUACUUGAGCCAGGUCAUCCUUCACGAGACCAACCUCAAACUGGUGACCAAACGCUUGAAGCCUGUCGCUGAUACGAUACUUAAACACAAUGAGGUCAAAGAGGAGGAGGAGAUGAUGGACCUUUGUUUUUAA
This is a messenger RNA of Coregonus sp. 'balchen', 30250 nucleotides long. Lineage: Eukaryota; Metazoa; Chordata; Actinopteri; Salmoniformes; Salmonidae. The record is from the annotation of a GenBank genome assembly.